GAUUACCUACUUGACAUUAUCGACACUACGUUUUUUUUUUAUUGCUUUGACGAUUGACUGGUUUGUCUAUUUUAUAAAGGGCUUCGGGAAAAAGCCUGUCUUCUCAUUCUGUAUUAUCGCUUCCUGACACAACUUUAUUGAUUCAAGAAGGGCAGUCCAUUCUCUCUUUUUCUCUCUCUCUCUCUUUUUUUUUUUUCUUUUUGGUGUGCGUGCGGCGUUAUCAGAAAUGCAAGGUCGUUCUUAUCAGCCAUCGAUGUCACCUUCAUCAUCCUUACCGUCAGCUGCCUCUCCCGCUGUUCCGCCAUCGUCAUCCAAUAGUACUCGCAAUUCAAAAUUGGAUCACAUUAUUCAGAACUUUUAUACCAAAACAGCACAAUUGAUUAUUCAAGCUCGAUUGACUUUAGAUGGGAAACAAAUGACUAGAGAAAGACGACGAGAUCCAAAAAAAUUGAAUAAAUGGUUUAACAUUGCUACGGAAGAUAUCGAUUUAUUACGGGAUGAACUUAAAUAUUGGCGUACUUUGGCAAUCCAAUCUUUGGAAGAAGAACCUCCACCAAUGAUUAUCGAUAUUUAUUUGGAUACUUCGAAAUUGACUCAAAAUCAAUCUUUGAUGGUGAUAGACGACAAUCUUCGACGAAACAGAGUGGAUCUUUGUGAAAACAAUGAUGAUUAUCGUAUACAAAGGAUUCUGAUAGAAACUUGGGUGUUGACUUUGAAUCAUCCAUUACCUGAUUUCCCUGUAGAUCUACCAAAUCUUUACAAAAGAUCCAUUGUCUUCUUUCGAUCCUUACAUUCUUUAGUUCGAUUACUUCCAGCUUAUAAUCUUCAUCGACGGUUACGCAAAUUCAAUGAUGAUCGAGAUCUUGCUAUUGGUUAUCAAUUCAGCCCCAGGAAUAUACGGCGGCAUGAUGAAAUUUCAUUAGAUACUUCCAUUCUAGAAGGUGAUGCCAGGAAUCCUACCAAAUCAUAUACAUUCACCGAUAUUAUGACUCCAUUAGGAACUUUUAAACUUCAAGUGAAUUACCGAAGAAAUUGUGAUUUCAAAAUCGAAGAUUCUGAACGUGAUAUAAGUGAUCGUUUUGUGGAUAUGGACGAACAAUUCUUUACUCCUACUAUUGAAAAAUACCAACAAGGUUAUCAUACACCAUCAAGACCAAGACCUCUUUCCAUGCAUGAUUCGAGAUCAUCCAUAUUAUCUGAAAUGGCUCAAUUGAAAGAAGCUCCUACGAUCUCUCCAACAACUUCAACAAGUACAAGUAGUCGAUAUUCACAACCUACUGCUGAGUAUUCUGAUCCUCGCGAAAUUGUUCAACAACGACAACGACAUUCUAGUAUAGUUCCACGACAAUCACCACUUUCCUCAUCACCAUUGAAUCGGGAUUCAAAAGGAUCAACAGGAACUUCUAUCGAACCUAGUAUCAGUACAUCCAGUACUCCGGUAUCAAGACGAACAUCAGUUCCUGCAUUCUCUCCAUUCAAAUCACCAUCGUUAUCAUCCUCUCCUCAAGCUGACAAUAUGCUCACUGGAUUCAAAACUUCAUCCUCUUCAGAAAAAGCAAAAUCAUCUGGUGUUGAAAGUAGUUCUGGUUCCUUUGGAAGAAAAAUCGAAUUCUCAUCCAGUUUUGACAAAUACCGAAGUAGCCCAAGUCGUCUUGAUAGUGGUGGAACAAGCAUGACAAGAAGGUGGUCCCGCAAUAGUGAUCACAGCUCGAUCAAUUUGUUCAGCGAAAUGGAAGAUACAGAUCUCGAAGAAUUUGUUCGAUUUGUUGGAGUGAAACAAGAAUUGAAAUUAUUUCAAGGACGUACAUCAGGGACACCAACAAUUUCAGCCAGUCAACUCAUGGAAAGCGGGCAACCUUCGUCCCCAACAUCAGAAUCUAGUAGUAGCAUGGGUGCUAGUGGGUAUGGUACUGGAUCUAUCUAUCGAUCAAAAAAGGCACUCUCUCAUUUCCAAAACCUACGUGAGACACACAACAGUUUAUCUGAAUCGGUCACUUCAAGUAUGAUGGCCAUGGGUAUUGGUGGUGAUGGCGACGAUGUGACUGGAACUCAACAACAACAACAACAACAACAAAGUGAACCAAUAGGAAUGACAUCUGGUGUUUCUCCUAGUUCUUCUUCCUCUUCUACUGGAAGAUCAUAUCAACCUGUUAUACCAUCACCUUUACAUGCUGAACAACAUUCUAUAUCGCCAGUUCGUAUUCCACGUAGUCUUCCACCUCAAUUAUCUCAUACAGGUCUAAGCUCAUCGCCUUCUCCUUCUCCUCCACCACCUCAUGGAUCUAUAUCACCAACAACAAGACCUCGUCGACAUCGUUCGUCAAAUCAUCAACAACAAACCGUACGUCACGAGAACCGUCAUGAUCAUCAAGGUGUUACCUUUUCAAGUUAUCCUCAAGAUCGACACCAUACUGACUUGAGAAGAUUCAAUCUCGACAUGGAAAUGGAUCCUUAUCAUGAACGACAUCAUACCGAUACACGAAAACCACGUAGGAAUGAUAAUACCACUACAGCAAUACGAGCAUAUACCGGCGAUGGUGCGAAUGUCGAUGAUGAUAAUAAUAAGUAUAGAUUGGGUGAAACGUCUUUUUCCAAAGAGUCAAGAUCUUUUGGUAGUCAACAACCGAUGACAACAUCCGAAUCAUCAGGCAUCAGCGGUGGAGGCGGUGGAGCAGAACGAUCCAUUAUGUCUACUUCAUCAUCCACCGUACCAACGACAACAACAACAACAACAACAGCAGCAGCAACAACAACAACAACAAUAACAACAACAGCAACAGCAGCAGCAACAGCAGCAUCAUCAUCAACAGUAGCAGUAUCAGGAGGUGUACGUACUAGUAUUCUAGAUGAUGAUGAUUCCUUGGUAUUCAAGAUGAGUGAACUUGGAGGUGAUCCAUCUACGGAAUCCGAUACUCCUCCUGUCACAAGUCCUAUUCUGUUCAAUCGACCUGCCAUCACUGGAUCAAGUCAACAAAUGUUCACGACUAAACGAUUAUUGGAAACAUCAUCAAGUUAUGACGCGACGACACAUGCCAUUCGAAGGACAAAUAGUAGUGAUACCAUUGGAUUACAACCUUCGACCUAUCAUCAAAAAUAUCAUCCACCAACUUUUUCACUACUGGAUAAUAAUACUGAUAAUAUAUUGGAAUCAAAGGGAAAUACUAGUCCUAGUGCUAGUAGUUGUAAAAGUGAACCAACAACAACAACAACAACAACGGAUACCAACAAUAAGCAUCUUCCUUAUUUUGGUGGCUGGUGAUUCUUCAAUUUUUUUUUUUUUUUUUGGUGUAUAUAUAUACAAAGAUUAUUUAUUUAUUAUUUUUUUUUCACUUAUGAUGAUUAUUACUCCAUACAUAUACUCACC
Halteromyces radiatus is the source of this 3364-nucleotide messenger RNA. Its product is annotated as autophagy-related protein 13-domain-containing protein. The record is from RefSeq and is a predicted model, not a curated record. The transcript has 9 exons. Gene Ontology annotation, biological process: mitophagy; protein localization to phagophore assembly site; piecemeal microautophagy of the nucleus. Lineage: Eukaryota; Fungi; Mucoromycota; Mucoromycetes; Mucorales; Cunninghamellaceae. The coding region runs from base 227 to 3259 and encodes 1010 amino acids. Gene Ontology annotation, cellular component: Atg1/ULK1 kinase complex; extrinsic component of membrane; cytosol.